GCUCGGCCGGCGGCUCCCAGACGGCUCCCGCCCUCGCCGCCCCCGCCGCAGCGUCGCACCGCGAGCGAGCGGCGCCCUCCCCGAGGUGCCAGCGGGGCCGGGGUCGACGGGCCGGGAGAGGGGAGGGAGCCCCGGACGCCAGGCCGCCGCUCCCGGGAGCCAGCCCGGAGGCCCCGCAGCCCGCCUCGGGUGGGGACCUCCGCGGGGAGAGGCGGAGCGGCAGAGGAAGGACACGGCAGCCAGGGCAGCCUGAGGCCCAGCCAGGGCUAAGGUUGGACCCGGGCUACCGAAUCCCAGGGCGCUGCCCAGAGUGGCUGAGGCGGCCACAGGGGGAGAGGCAGGGGCCUGUCUUCCCAGGUCCGUGAGGAAGCCCUCUGGCCACCCACAGGCCCACCCUCUGGCACCUGGGGCUGCAGGCUCGGAGAUCUUCCAGAGUCCCAGUCCUUCUGCUCUAGGUGCUGGGUAAAUCCGUGCUGCUCUGGGCUGCAGGGAGCAGGCCUUGCACCUACUAAGCACCUGCUGUGUGCCCUACUCAGGAGAAGAAAAAGACAUGACCAAGAUUUAAUCUCUCCACUGUAUAAAGAGCACCAGAAAAUCAGUGACAACAGCAAGUCGACAGUAUCAUCAUUCAUGAGUCCUCACAGACUGUUGUCUAAAGACAGGGAAAUCCAUUCAGACCCUUAUGGAAAGACCCUUCAGGGUCACAGUCCAGCAGUUCUGUGCCAGACCCUCUGCUCUGCAGCCCCAGACAAGCUGGCUCCCCUUUCUGAUGACCAGGAGCAUGUGUGCAGCGAAGGGCACUAAGAGGUGGCCAGACCAACGACAGGUGCUGCAGCCUCCGGACACUGCCCCCAGGGCCUCCCACAGCAGCAGCCCCAGGUCCUGCAGCCUGUGGCCCAGGACACCAUCUGCACCUGCAGGAUGUCACCCCAGGGGACCGCAGUCCCCUGUGCCCAGCCCCUGUGGUGUGACCAAGGUGGCACUGUCAGAGCCCUCCAGAGCACUGUCUUCUUGUCCUUCCAAUCCUGAGGUCAGCUGAGGCUGCCAGUGGGGACAUCGAUGCUUGAGUGGCAGGAGCUCGGCCACACCCAGUCAGGGUCAGGUCAGCCUGUGGGGAGGGGACUGCUGGUGUCCUGGGUUGUGGCCCUGUGGGGGUGCAGAGAGCUCCAAGGUCCAGAAGGUCUGAGCCCGGUAAGCAGAGGCCUGGAGAGACCGGGAGCCCUGCAGCAGUCCUCGAGGACCAGAGUCCCCAGGGCCCGGCUCGCCUCAGGGCCAGCUUUGGCUUCUGUGCACAGAGGACAGCCAGGUUGCCCAGUUUCCCAGAAGCACCCAGCUGUGCCUGGGCGGUCCACGGCCUCCUGACCACAACCCACAGCCCUUUCCCCCCUUCCGGACCGUUGGGUGGGGGUGGGGCUGCAGCCCAGAGGUCUCUGUGGGAGAGGAGCCUGCUUGGCCAUGGGGCCCAGGCUGGGGGACUGGGGGCGCCUGCUGCUGACCCUGGCCGCGGCCCUGACACUGCCUACCAGGGCCCCUGGCUCCCUGGGGGCGCAGAUCAUCGGGGGCCGUGAGGUGACUCCCCACUCCCGGCCCUACAUGGCCUCUGUGAGCUUCGGGGGCCAGCACCACUGUGGGGGCUUCCUGCUCCGAUCCCGCUGGGUGGUCUCCGCUGCCCACUGCUUCAGCCACAGGGACCCCCGUGAGGCCCUGGUGGUGCUCGGGGCCCACACGCUGCGCCCCCAGGAGCCCACCCGGCAGGUGUUCGGCAUUGCGGCGGUGACCAGGCACCCCGACUACCAGCCGGCCACCCACGCCAACGACAUCUGCCUGCUGUGGGUGAGCAGGGCGGCCACACCCAGUGUGACCUCUGGAUUUGUGUUUUGUGGUGCUGGGGACCAAAGCCAAGGCCUCGCAUGUGCCAGGCAAGAGGCCACCGCUGAGCCACUAGCACCCAAUGAGGCAGAGGGGCCCUGUGAGCACCUGAGCCAGUCACACCCCUCCUGGCCCGGCCACCUGGCUCCGCCUCCCACGUGCCCCUCCUCCUGGCCCUGGCGCCGGCUGGGCCGGCUCUGCUGCGCGGAGGACGAAGGAUCUUUCCAGUAUCAGCUCGGUGCCCUUCCCUGGCGUUUGGCAGCCCUCCCCUCACCUGUCCCGUGCUUUUGUCUGGCACCAGAGUCACCUGUACACCUGGGCCAUUGCUUGAUGCCUCCUCUGGACCUUGAUGGCCACCCAUGGUACAAUCAGGCUCCAUACUUGAAAGAGGGGAUGGGUGAGGUCCAGGCUUCCAUCAAAGACCGCAGCCUGCCGUGGGCUGGAGGGGCCCUUCCGUGCCCCCAGGGCCUGGUAUUCAGUGGGGAGCACACCCAACCUGCCCUGGACCUUCGAGACACCCGCCCGGGUCCGUGGACAGGUCCGUGGGCAGGUGUGGGGGCACCGUCCUUCCCUAGCCCAUCAAGGAGGUCUGCACUCCCAGCUGCCACGGCCUGGGGGACCUGCUCACCCGACACCCCAGCGCCCUGCACCUGCCGCUCACGUUCGCUUGGCCCCUCUACAGAUGGGGAAACUGAGGCAGGCCGGCAGUGAAGUGCCUGCAGCACCAAGGGGAGUGAGUCCCAGCCCAGGGUCUGCGCCACUGUCUGCCUCUGAGGAUGGCAGCCCCUCAGGCCCAGCCGCCUCCCCGCUCUGUGCAGUCCCCGAGGACCUCUGUGGGCCACGGGCAGCUGCUGGGUUCUGGUUCUGGUUCUGGCAGGGUGCUGGGGCGGAGCCAGGGCCUCCCCCUUGGACCUGAGUGAGGAGGCUUCCCUGUGGAGGAAGGGUGGCCCCAGCAGGGCACCAGGAGGAGCCUCAGCAAACCUGCCCUGGCAGGAGGCGAGACAGGCUGGGGAACCGUCGGCCUGGUCCAUGUUAAUGGUGGACCCCGAGGGCACUGGGGAGCCACGGAGGGCUAAGAGCAGGAAGGAGGCGCAGGCUGGUGAGAUGGAAUCUGGUGGGCGGAGGCCCAGGGCACCUGCGGCGGCCCCAGACGGCCUCCUCGGGGCGCGGCGGUCCCAGGUCGGCGCGCCGUGGGCGGAGCCCUGAGUCGGCCU
Molecule: messenger RNA, 3083 nt
Organism: Marmota monax (woodchuck)
Lineage: Eukaryota; Metazoa; Chordata; Mammalia; Rodentia; Sciuridae
Gene: Prss57
Product: serine protease 57
Exons: 6
Coding region: 1456-2580 (374 amino acids)
Biological process (GO): proteolysis
Molecular function (GO): serine-type endopeptidase activity
Source: RefSeq, a predicted model, not a curated record